GCUUUCAAUGUAUGCUGGUUACGUACUAGUAUGUCUGUGUGUGUGUGUGUGUGUGCCUUGAUGCGAUGAUGGCGGUGGCUUGUUUGUCUUUUUUUCUAUUUCUUUUCCUACUUCUUUUCUUCUUCUUUUUCUUCUUCCGAGAAUGCGCCAGGCACCGAAUCACGCGUGUGUGCCUAUGUUGUACUGCACCCAAUCGCUCAGCCCGGAUCUGCCUUGUCAUCAACAUGUUGUUUUGCUGUUGCAUGUAUCUAAGUAUGUACACAGUAAGAGAGAGCUGUUUUCCACUUGGCAGUCUGUCUGCCUUGGCUCGCUUGGCUACAUACAUCGUGCGUACAAUACAUGUACAGACCUUGCAUGUGAGUAAUAAACCCAGUGAAGGGGGGGGUGCUCGCUAGUGAGACGAGGCUCGGUUCUACAAUCUAUGAUAGUCACCGUCUGCUGUGCAACUCCGAUAGCCAUAAAAAAAAACGGGACGGAGGACCCAGAUCUGGCAACUAUGUACACAGGCCAUAUUCUUUCUUCUUCAUACGGUGUCUUUUUUAUCCCUAAUACCUAGAACCUUUGAACGGAUUUUCCGUUUUGGGGAUAAGCAUGCGCGGGUUGAACGCCGUUUCUCUCUAACGACACGGCACAUACAUAGAAGGGGGCGGCGUGGAAAGCGGAGAACGAGGCUGUGGUGUUUUUCUGGUGUUUCAAGGUCAGUCACCCGCGGUCAUUUUUGGAAAAAACUGUCCCUGUCCAGUCCACGGCUGCCUUACCAGCCGCCGCUUGACUGCCUUACAUAACUGUACCUUUCGUGCCACCUGCAUGGGAG
Messenger RNA from Lasiosphaeria miniovina, 814 nucleotides. RefSeq lists its product as uncharacterized. The transcript has a single exon. Bases 66 to 395 code for a protein of 109 amino acids. The record is from RefSeq and is a predicted model, not a curated record. Lineage: Eukaryota; Fungi; Ascomycota; Sordariomycetes; Sordariales; Lasiosphaeriaceae.